AUGGAGGUGCCACCGUCUGUGGAGAUCACCGACGGGCAGCGCCUUGAGACUGAGCAGCUGCAGGACGAGAGCAGUAUGGAUGGAGUACAGCAGAGUGGGGGGCAGGAGACAGGGGAGCAGCAGACAGGGGAGCAGCAGAUUGGGGAGCAGAAGACAGGGGAGCAGCAGAUUGGGGAGCAGCAGACAGGGGAGCCGCAGACAGGGGAGCAGGAGAUGUGGGGAAUUAGAGACGGUGGUCGUGUGUUGGUUUCUGGGACAACCACUGCACCACUGCGUCGUUCCACUCGUAUCACUCGUGGUGUCCCGCCUGUUCGAUACGCUUGGGCUGUAGUGGUUGAGCUAGUGGGCUUGGAUGACGAGGAGGAGGACGAGGAGUGGACUAACCUGGACCCAGACUCUAGUGCGGUGGUGAACGGUUGGAUGGGGUUGAGAGCGGUUGGGAACAGUGUUGGACGGUUAGGUUGGUCUAGGAGUGGCCUGGUGCGGUGGAAUGCGGCUGAGUGCGGUUCUGGUGCUUGUGGGAGGGGUUCUGUGCGGUCGGAUGCGGUUGGGAGCGAUGGAGGGCAGUUCAGUGCGGUUGGGAGCGGUGAAGAACGGUCUAGGGUGGUGGAGUGCGGUUCUAAGCGAUUCCGGGGGGGGGGGGGGGUAGCAUGGGUGGAAUGCGGUUCUGUGCAGUUCCAGGGGAGCUAG
This is a messenger RNA of Closterium sp. NIES-65, 690 nucleotides long. NCBI's taxonomy places the organism in Eukaryota, Viridiplantae, Streptophyta, Zygnematophyceae, Desmidiales, Closteriaceae. The record is from the annotation of a GenBank genome assembly.